GGUUGAUAGUUAUAUAGUUUCUGCAUGUGCUUCUUAACGAGACUCGCAACAACAAAGUUAUUACGAUUUUGCGAAUAACAUGUGUAUCGAAAUGGAAGGAAGUACAGAAACCUCAGAUAUAUUUGAAUUGUGGAAAACUAGUGUUGACUCGAGAAAACCACACACGUUUUUACCCAAAUAUAUAAAAUUAUUAACCGAGGGCAACACAAACAAUGUCGAGGAUAUCGAAGUAUUUCAACUGCCAGAAUCUUUUCUUGAACAAUUCGUUCAAGAUCUGAAGGAUUUUACCAGUAGUCAAGUUAUUGCAAUUUUGCGAACAUUGAUUUUUCACCUAAAUAAAGACUGUGUUGAAAAAUUGCAAGAUCAACAAAGCACAGUUUCAGUUAGUCUUUCUUCGAAGGUGAUGUCACAAAUAUUAACAGUUGUGUUAUACAACGCUAAAUAUUUGGACUCUCUUAUACCAAAAAACUGUCAGUUGAAAUUUGAUCAGGCUUUUACAGAGUUAGAAAAUAUUUUGGUUUUGUACUAUGAAAAAAUUUGUACAAAUUCUAAGCAGAAUAAAGUUAUAACUCAAUCCUUUAUUGAUAUUUGCAAAACAUUUUGUGAAGUCCUUAAAUGUUUGAACUAUUAUAGGCAACGCAAAGAGGAUGGAAAAUUCUUUUUAACAGAUGAUCAAUUAAAAAAAUUGAAAAAACUUUGUAAGAAAGAUAAAGAUCUUGAAACUUCAAUGAAUAAAUUGAUACUUGUCAAAAAUGUAUUAUUUAAUACCAGUGAGAACAUGAAUGAGGUGUUUGUGGGCGAACAUUGGAAGACAAUUUUAGUUAAUCAUUUUAAGCACUUGGAAUUUUUUAAUUCUAAGCAAAUUCUAUCGAUUGCCUCACAAAUUGUAAACAAUACCGAAGGUUUAUCAGUAUGGAAAUCAUUCUGUGCAACAAGACCAGAGGACAUAACUGAAAGAUUAGUGGUUGCAAUAUUUUUAGAAUCCCUAACAGCUCUUGUCAAAGAUUCAAACAGCUCUACAAAAAAUAUGUUAGGAAAAAUUGAUUAUGAAAAAUUAUUAGAUACAUUAGAUAAUCCAGACAAUCUGCAUGACGUUUUCAAGCGUGCUAAAAAGAUUAUAGCUCAACAAAAUUUCAAGUCAAUUGAUGAAGUAAAUUUAACCAAAGUGGAAGAAAAAUUGGAAAUUAUAAGAUGUUUACAUCUGAUGUUCACUCACAAAACUCUUAGGCAGUAUUUAUUCCUUAUAAUUUAUCAAUUUGAGAAGGAAUUUAUUAAUUCUACAGAAGAAAAAGUAUCAUUUAAUACCAUAUAUAAAGAUUUAUUGUUUGAGAAAGAUAUAAAUGUUUUAAAGUGGGUUCCACAACCUUUAAUAAUGAUACAACAUUUUUCUUGCUAUCCAGAUAUAUUAGUUCAAAUUUUUAAACUUUCAUUUGACGAAUUAACGUUAUACGAUCAUUGGGAAAAUUUUAUUCUUGAAAAUAAUUGUAACAGACAACUUUGUUGCUAUCUCAUAUCAAGUGCCGAAAGUUUAAAGCACAAAAAUAUGCCACAAGAGCAUAAAAGUGCUUUGAAUAAACUAUUUUUAAGAUUGAGCAAAAAAAUUACUAAAAAUCUUGAUGAAAAAAUUACUACUGCUAUAGAAGUCGCUGGUUUGAGAUCUUCUAUAAAAAUUUUAUUAAUGGAAAAAAAAAAAUUAAAAGAUCAUGUUAAAAAAAAUGUACAGGAGAUUCUUUUUGAAUUAACACAGGCAAACAAAAAUGUACAUUCUUUGACUCAAGAAUGUUUGCAAUUGUGGAUUUUAGCCUUGACCCACAGAGAAUAUUUUACUUUUAAUCAAGAAAUGACAAAAAACAUCUGUGCUUUAGUUAUUAGUAAUCCCAAUGGAAUAUCAUUUCCAUAUCUUUUUGAAAUCUUGAAAGAUGAUGAAUUUGAAUAUUUUGUGGAUAUUCUUUGUAAUGAAACGAAAACAAGUUUAAUAGAAGGAAACGUUUUAUCCUUAGUUACUCUAAUGACAAUUUGGAAAAACUUAUCUAAGGCUGAAAGCAAAGGAAGUAGAUCAAAUCGUAUGACUACAGUCAUAAUUGAUAUGUUUCUUAAUAUUAAAAAUAAAAACAUAAGUAUAUUAUCGCAUGUAUUCUUGAUCAAACUUUGUCGAGCACUUAUAACAUCUAAACGGAUGAUAACUUCAACACUGAUCAACGAACUGAUUGAAGAAAUUUUUAUAACUACUUCCAAGUAUGUAGAAAUAGAAUGCAUCGAAAAUGUUUUAGAAAUUUGUCAAGAAGAUUUAGGUUUGUGUUUAGAUUUUCUACGGUGCAAAACAGAAUUGAUGCAUGAUAGACUAUACACUUUAAUUGAAAAAUAUAAAAGUAUACUUGAAAUAAUUUUAAAAGAAGCACAGGAGAACAAUUUUAAAAAUGAAGAUACAUUGAAAAUUUUAGCAGUGGAUUUAGAAAAGUUUUGUAUAUUUCUGGGCAAAAUGAAAAAAAAUCCAUCAUUUACAAGCCAGGACUUGAUUGCGCAUUUGAUACACGUCUUGGGUAGACCAACUACUUUGCCAGAGUUUUUGAAAACUGCAAUAGAGUCUUUGAUAUUUCUACUAUUAAGCGAUUCCGAUCGGCACAUAGUGAAUAAUCUACUACGAGCACUGCCUGUUGCACUUCAACAAAUUUUUAGAAGUUUAUACGACACCUAUAAGAGCUCUUACAAAUACACUGGUAAAAUUUAGUUAAAAAUUCUAAUUUUACUUUUACAAUUGUAAAAAAUGUAUAGAAUGGAUUUUUUUAACAUAAAUAAUGUAAUAUUUGAAAUAAAUUUAAGUUUACCUUAAACUUGAUUCACGUAUGUUGAAACCCUAAUUUUCAUUUUACUUUUUAAUUAAUU
This is a messenger RNA of Trichogramma pretiosum, 2883 nucleotides long. RefSeq lists its product as uncharacterized. NCBI's taxonomy places the organism in Eukaryota, Metazoa, Arthropoda, Insecta, Hymenoptera, Trichogrammatidae. The record is from RefSeq and is a predicted model, not a curated record. Bases 80 to 2728 code for a protein of 882 amino acids. The transcript is spliced from 8 exons.